GGCAAAACUCUGUAAAAAAAAAAAAAAAAGCAUGGAAGAAAUGGCAAAACUUUGUAAGCUCCUAUAGCAUAAACUGGGCAUUGAUUUUCAGCACCAUUUUCUGAAAUCUGUCCAGGUUGGAAUGGAGGAAUAGCGUAAAAUCUCCCAUCCAUUGUUGAAUGGUGCAGGAGAAUAAACAAGGUGUUGCCCCAAAAACAAGUUCAGUAAUCAAUAACCCAAAAACAAGGGGAGGAAUUUGAAAAGAAUUUUGUAUUUAAAACUCAGAUCAAAGAAGCCAACUUUUUCUUUCAUUUCUCAUUUUGAGUGUAUACGCACAAUAGCAUUGUCAGCUCCUGUGCAAAAUCUGUUUUAACCACAUGAUUGAGCAUGUGGUUUGGCUAAUUUUUAUUGCCCAACAUGCAUUCUUUCUCAAUAAGCACAAAAAACCUCUCAUAUUUAGUAAGCAGAAUUUAAAAUAUAAUCCACAUCAAUUUUAUGUGCAGUAUAAAUAUAUCAAAGGUUUUCUAAAAUAGUGACAAAUAUUUGAACUGAACCAAAUGACACCUUUUUGCUCCACAGUGCUUCAUCUAGGUGGCUAUUUGAAAAAUAGCCAGAAGGUGUAGAUGAAAAUUAGCCAGAAGGUGUAGGGCAGCAGAGAUUGUCACCACCAUGCCUUGUGUCCUGUGUAUUCAGAAACUUGCAUGCUCCGAGGGUGGAAUCUAUUGGAUCACACUCUUAAUAGCUUAAAAAUUGAUAAAAUAAACAGGCUGCCGUUGUUUGAUUGCUGAAAAAGCCUUUGACAAAAUUCGGUGGCAAUUCAUUUUGCCACACUGAGUAAUUCUGGCUUUCCUGAUGAAUUUGUAUAACUGGUUGCAAUUUUACAUUCAACCUCCAGAUCUAGAAUUAUGACUAAAUGUCUUUGAGUUUUUAACUUGAGAGAGGUACCAAGCAGGAUGUACAUUUUCUCCACUGAAUUUGACUUAUCUUUGGAUCUCCUGAUAGGUGCCAUUAAACAGAAUAGCAGUAUUUGUGGCUUUAGGCAUGACCAUCUAGAAUUUCAAAUUAUAUUUUAUGUGGAUGAUCUCUUACUGAUUAUUUUGCACUUCCAGGUGUCUAUUCCAGCUCAGAUGCACUAGAUUAAUCCUUUUGGUGAAUUGUUAGGCUAUUCAGGUAACUGGUCAAAUCUGAAUUGAAUCUGAUUGGGGACAAUAUAUCACAUAGCAUAUUAGCUAUGGCUUUUUUCUUCUGCCUUUGAACAUCUCUGAGUCGACACAGUUCAGUGAAAAUUGCGAUUUAUACAAGUAACUGAUUCAGAUUGCCCUUUGUACAACGGUAGUUCAGCUAGUCAAGCAUUUUGUUACACUGUGGCAAACCAACUGCCCAUAGGAUUGCACAAGCAUAAAUGCAUCCUCCCAAGGGCCAAUACCAACAGAAAUUCUGGCAGGGAAGUUCCUGCCCAAGUUCUAUAACAACUGGUGUACUUAGGAUAUUGCCUCUGUUUCUGGAGGUAGUAUAUAGCUAUCAAGAUUAGUAACCAUAGAUAGCCUUCACCUGAAUAGAUUUGUCUAGCCCCCUUUUAAAGUCAUCCAGAUUGGAGGCCAUCACUACAUCUUGUGGCAGUUAAUUCCAUAGUUUAACUGUAUGUGAAGAAAUAGUUUCUUUUAUCUGUCCUGAAUCUUCCAAUCAGCUUCAUGGGAUGACCUGGGUUCUAGCAUUAUGAGAGUGAGAGAAAAUGUUUUCAUGGUCAAACUUCUUUACAGCUUGCAUAAUUCAUUAUACUUCUGUCAUGUCUCUUCUUCUUCAGCUUUUUUCUAAGCUGAACAAUCCCAGUUGCUGUAACCAUUCCUCAUAAGAGAGUUGUGCCAGCCCCCUGAUCAUUUUAGUUGCCCUUCUCUAUACUUUCCAACAGUGUCCUUUUAAAGUGAAUUGUACGCAACAUUCUAAGUGAUUGCACCAUAGAUUUGAAUAAGGGUGGUAUGAUAUUGGCAAGUUUAUUUUCAGUUCUUUUCCUAAUUAUGCCUAACACAGAGUUGAUCUUUUUCACAGCCAUGCACAGGGUCCACAUUUUCUUAUAGCUGUUUUAAUAUAGUUCCAUACAGGACAACUGCAAGAGUGGAAGAACCAAAACAGAUAUUUUCCCUGAACUCAGUGAUUAAUUUGGUCUGGGAAAAAUUAAUCUCCUUGAGCUGUGUGGCAGUUUAUGAUAGAAUGGAACAACUCAAGCUGAAUAAUAGGCUUAAUAGAAAAUCAUGUGUGUAUGUUUCAACAUUAGUCAUUGUUUCUGAUCUUAACUAGUGUUCUUUCAUUGGAUUGGAAGAACCAUGAGCUAGAUUAGUAGGAUUAGUUGUGAUUUCUUGUAAGAAAGUUUUACAAUCAAUUCUUUUGCAUUGCUUAAAUUUCAUCUUACUACAGGAAGCCCCAAAAUGGGUAGAAACUUUCACUUCUGGAUUAGAACAGGUUGUGAGAGCUCCCCUAUGCAAAUCUACUGACCUGCCCCUUCCUAGAUGGAACACUCCCCUUGUUUUGACUUUCCACUGGUAGUAUUAAAUCUCCGUUCCAUAAGUGAUGGAUAGUGUGGAGAGGAAACUAGCACAUGAAGCUCUGCAACUCUCUCACUUUUUUUAUCUGAAUCCUCCAAAUGGGUUCAUGGAUGCCCCAUAUUUUGGAAUAUCUCAGAGCAAUAUAGCAUUUUCUCAUUGUCAUUUCUUGAAGUGAGAAUGCUGUCACACCAUAUUAUUACAAGAGUUGUCUAAAUCUGCAGUAUGUCUCAUGCUUGAGAAAUGAAAAUAACCUAAGUCUUUGUUGGGCAUAUCUGCACUUCCUUCCUGGAAGGUUUUGUCCAUUAGAGGAUUCAUUUUUGGAAUGCUUAAACCAGAGAAGUUUCAGAAAACCUGCAGUGGUUUUCAUACUUACAACAUUUUAAUUACAGUAAUAAAAUGAAUAUAUUUGAAAAUUCCCGUGGAUUAGAAUAAUUUUCAAAUGAUUUCUAAUAGAUUAAAGCCUAGGCAAUAUUUAUCUACUUGGAUAAGAAAAACAAAUCCCUUAAAUUGAUUUUUAUACUGCAACCUUCAGAGCUUACAGUAAUCUUAAUGUUAAUGAAGAACAUAAGAAAAGCCAUACAGGACCAGAUGAAAGAUCCAUCUAGUUCAGGGGUCCUCAAACUUUUUGAAUAGGGGGCCGAUUGAAAGGUGCCAGAGAUGGGUGUGGGCCGCCAAGGCGGUGCAGAUGGGGGGCACGUCCGCAGGCAGAAAGUCAGGGGCAUGCGUGUGCAGAGAUUAUUUUCUCCCAAUGAGUCCAAAAUGAUCUUCCGAGCAAGCUGGCAUGCGUGGGGAGCUAUGGUGGGCCGGACCCAGCCUGCGGGCCAUAGUUUGAGGACCCAUGAUCUAGUUUAACAUUUUCUUCACACACUGGCCAAACAGCUGGCCACAGGAAACUACAAACAGGACAUGAAUAUCUGAACACCCUCUAACCAGAUUUGAAUUAUAGUAUCAGUCAAUGACUCUCAGCCAAACCACCCCAUGGGGCUGUUGUGAGGGUAAAAUGGAGAGAAGAGCUGUGUAAGCGAGUUUAAGUUCCUUGCAGGAGAAAAGGUAGGAUACAAAUAAAUAUACUCCUUUGUAGAAUAUGCCCUUUGAAACUUAAAAUGUUUUUGUUUAAGUGAAAAUAUGGGCAAAAUGUAUACUGCAUCAAUUCACAGGGUCCCCUUUUAUUUAUCUCAGUACUUCACUGUAUCAUGGUAAUUGCUGCUGUUAAACUCAGUAUUUAGAAAAUAGUAGCUUCUAAGCAGUGCAGCUACUCUUGCAAUCACUAGCUUUUUUUACAGCUUUGAAGACUAUGAGCAUAACAAAUGAGUUUUGUGUUUUGACUUGAAAAUUCAUACUCUGAUCAACAUUGCAAAGAACAUAUGCCUCUUCUUCAAGAACUUUCAAAAUUACUUGUGAGAAUUUAUCUUGCCAUUAACUUGAACAGUGUGAAGGGGGCAUGCUCUGAAUUUAGCUGGGCCUUGAGCAAUGUGACUUGCAGCUGCAGUCAUCCUGUUGGAGAGAGAUUGAUUAGUCAUCUGGUCAGAUGACUAUUCCACACCUAUGUCUGCAUGUGUGAGUGUGAGAGAUGCAGCGACAGACAGAUCAACCAAUAUUUCUUUAUGCUUAUAUAUGUUUGUGAGUUUAACAUACAUAAGGCAAUCAUUUGUUACGUCUGAUUAAGAGCUUGGUUUGGAUUCCUUCUUGUGACUGGUGGAUUUGUUUGUCCCCACAAGCAAGUUGAGUAAUUAAGAUGGAUUUUAGCAAACUUCCCAAAAUUCGUGAUGAAGACAGAGAAGACUUGUUUGGGUAUGUCUUUGGAGUCUCAGGACCUGUUGUCACUGCCUGUAAUAUGGCAGGUGCAGCGAUGUAUGAACUCGUACGAGUUGGCCACAGUGAACUUGUGGGAGAGAUUAUCCGACUGGAGGGUGAAAUGGCAACUAUCCAAGUAUAUGAGGAAACCUCUGGUGUUUCUGUAGGAGACCCUGUGCUUCGUACUGGCAAACCACUCUCCGUGGAGCUUGGCCCCGGCAUCAUGGGUUCCAUCUUUGAUGGUAUCCAGAGGCCUCUGACAAACAUCAGUUUUCAAACCCAAAGCAUUUACAUCCCCAGAGGAAUAAAUGUGACAGCAUUAAGCAGAGAUAUCAAAUGGGAGUUUUCCCCUGUCAAAAACCUACGGAUUGGCAGCCAUAUCACUGGUGGAGAUAUCUAUGGCCUAGUGAAUGAGAAUACCCUUAUCAAACACAAAAUCAUGUUGCCCCCACGAAACAGGGGUACAGUCACAUACAUUGCUCCAGCUGGAAAUUAUGAUGCAUCUGAUGUUGUAUUAGAGCUUGAAUUUGAGGGAGCGAAAGAGAAAUUUACUAUGGUCCAGGUGUGGCCAGUACGGCAAGUCCGCCCUGUCACAGAAAAAUUACCUGCCAAUCAUCCUCUUUUAACUGGCCAGAGAGUCCUUGAUGCACUCUUUCCGUGUGUUCAAGGAGGUACAACAGCUAUCCCUGGGGCUUUUGGUUGUGGAAAGACUGUGAUUUCUCAGUCUCUGUCAAAAUAUUCCAACAGUGAUGUUAUCAUCUAUGUAGGCUGUGGGGAACGAGGAAAUGAAAUGUCUGAAGUGCUCAGAGACUUCCCAGAGCUCACAAUGGAAGUUGAUGGCAAGAUAGAAAGCAUUAUGAAGAGAACUGCUCUUGUAGCAAACACUUCCAACAUGCCUGUUGCUGCCAGAGAAGCUUCUAUCUACACUGGGAUUACUUUGUCUGAGUAUUUCCGUGACAUGGGCUAUCAUGUCAGUAUGAUGGCUGACUCCACAUCCCGAUGGGCAGAGGCCCUUCGAGAAAUUUCAGGACGCCUUGCUGAGAUGCCUGCUGACAGCGGUUAUCCAGCCUAUCUUGGUGCUCGUCUGGCCUCUUUCUAUGAACGGGCUGGCAGAGUGAAGUGUUUAGGUAACCCAGAAAGGGAAGGAAGUGUCAGCAUUGUUGGAGCUGUAUCUCCUCCUGGUGGUGACUUCUCUGACCCAGUUACUUCUGCUACUCUGGGCAUUGUUCAGGUAUUCUGGGGCUUGGAUAAGAAGCUUGCUCAACGUAAACACUUCCCAUCUGUGAAUUGGCUGAUCAGCUAUAGCAAGUACACACGUGCUUUGGAUGAGUAUUAUGACAAGCAUUUCCCAGAGUUUGUUCCCUUGAGAACUAAAGCUAAGGAGAUUCUACAGGAAGAGGAAGAUCUUGCAGAGAUUGUACAGCUAGUGGGGAAGGCUUCCUUGGCAGAAACAGACAAAAUCACACUGGAAGUUGCCAAACUCAUUAAGGAUGAUUUCCUGCAACAGAAUGGCUAUACCCCCUAUGACAGGUUUUGCCCGUUUUAUAAGACAGUUGGUAUACUGACAAACAUGAUUGCAUUCUAUGAUAUGGCACGUCGAGCAGUUGAGACCACCGCACAAAGUGACAAUAAAAUUACUUGGUCCAUUAUCAGAGAAAACAUGAGUGAGAUUCUCUAUCGACUCACCUCAAUGAAAUUCAAGGACCCGGUGAAAGAUGGAGAAGCAAAGAUCAAAGCAGACUAUGCCCAGCUGUUUGAAGACAUGCAGAAUGCAUUCCGCAGCUUGGAAGACUAGAGGAUGAUUCUUCCUGGAGCACCACUGGCGUGUGUUUCUCAUUUUACAUUUCUUGCUUUUCCAAUGAUAAAAGAUAAAAUGUACAAUUUCCUGAACAUUACUUUUAUCUUUUAAAACAUUCCUAUUUAGUUUGUUAGCACUGUGUGUGUGUAAAUCUGAGCUUAAGUGUGUAGAGCAGGUUUUGUGAAGGUUCCUGUAAGGCUUGGAGUCUCCUCCAUCAGAUUUGACCUUCUCUGUCUAGAAGAAAUCGAAGUGGUGGGACUAUGGAUUCUGGAGGAAAAACACAUGCUGUUGUGUACUGAUGGCAUAAGGGCAGUUGAACACGUUUUCCUGGUUCAGGGCCAUGUAUUUGAGUAGUUCUAAUGCUUCAGGGAUUUAUUUAUUGUACUUUAAUGCUGCUAUUGCCAGCAUGAAAAACCAAAACUGUAAUUAAAUUACUUUGCUAUGCUACUCCUUCAAUACUUUCUUCCCCAUUUCAUCAAAAGAACUGAAGAUCUGUAGGGUUGGAAUUAUUGGACAAAGAGGUUGCUGUUGGGCAUUCCUUUGCAUAUAUCUAUUCUUAGUGUAGGAAUUACACCUUUGUUUAGAUAUCAAAAGCCAUGAAUUUCUACUGCUGGCUAUAGGAAUAACUCUGCCCCCUCCUCUUCAAGGUGUAAAUUCAGAAACAUCUGUCCAUGUAGUUUGAUGAUUUGUCUUUAUGCAUUGCGUUGACAAACUGUGGACCAAGUAUACAGUCACCUCUCCUACUUCCUAUAAACUUUUUGUUCUUUGGUUGUUAUACCAUAAUAAAAAUUAAAAUCCUAUGAAACAGCCCAGUAACAUUUCUUGUUUAUAGAGAAGAGAGUAUCGAUAUCCAAAGCUUUCCUUUUAACAGAGCUGAAAGGAAUGCCCUCUUAAUGUUGCCUCGGACUUGCAGGAGAUCUUUCUGAAUCAACUUCCAAUGGGUGGAGACAUUUCCUUAUAUCAGAUAAAUCAGUUGCUGUUCCUGAAUAAUUGGAAUUUCAAUAGUGAGGACAAUAAUAGUUUUUACUAAUGAACACCAUUGCACAACUGGUGCAAAACAAGACACCCAAGCAAAAAACCCCACUCAGAGCAAUUAUAAUUAAAGAAUUUAUUUAUAUAUUCUGUUAUAUAAAUAAAAUUAUAGAGUUAUAAUUCUGUUAUAUCGUUGGACUGCAAAUUUCACUAGUGUGCACAACAGAAAUCCUGGCAACAAGACUGCAGAAUGAUGGUACUUGCUGUUGCCACCCUUGUUCUUUAUAAUGAACUGUAACCAAGUGUAAAGGCUCCAAAUUCUUCCAGCUGAGUAUGUUUGCAGUGGGGUUGUUUUAGCCACAGGGUCAUUAACACUGCUGUUUCCAGUGUAAUUCUAGAUCAGUGUAGAUCUGAAACCCAGCUGCAAGAUACUGUUUUUUCUUCGCCCAGGUUUCAACUGACUUCAAAUAAUGCAAGUAAAAAAAUAGAAAUGCACCUUAAAUUCUCAUCAGUUUUGUAGAGUGUUUUGUUUUCAUUGUGCUGUGUUCAUGAACAGUAGUGUAUGAAUGAUUAGUGUAAACCACUCAUUUGCUGAAAUCCCUAAUAACUGUAUUAUGUUAUAGUAUUUCUUGUCUAGCUAACAUACCUAACUACUUUAAAGAGAAAGCUGUACAAUUUUCAAAAGAAAUAUAAUAACAUGCCUAUUUAUUGUGCUAUUCCUACCCAACACAAGCCAGUUCAGUUUCUUACAUAUGUGUGUAUAUAUAUUGGUUUCCUUGGUUUUUUGUGUGUUUCAGUGUUAGAAAAACUGAUGUUUACUGUGCUACUGCAAACUUUUCAGUUCAUCAAAAAGUUGAAGGAAUGAGACGGCAGGGAAGUGGGAGAAUUUUGUAUAAUGCAUUAAAGCUGUUGCUGAAAGUUGUCUACAGUUGUUCAUGUGACUGAGAAUAAAAAGUGUAUUUAGAAUAUGA
Molecule: messenger RNA, 8054 nt
Organism: Varanus komodoensis (Komodo dragon)
Lineage: Eukaryota; Metazoa; Chordata; Lepidosauria; Squamata; Varanidae
Gene: ATP6V1A
Product: ATPase H+ transporting V1 subunit A
Exons: 15
Coding region: 4255-6108 (617 amino acids)
Biological process (GO): proton transmembrane transport; ATP metabolic process
Cellular component (GO): lysosomal membrane; proton-transporting V-type ATPase, V1 domain
Molecular function (GO): ATP hydrolysis activity; proton-transporting ATPase activity, rotational mechanism; ATP binding
Source: RefSeq, a predicted model, not a curated record